AAAGGUUGUCUCUGGGUCAGUCACAGUCAGCCAAGUGUCUCACAACCUUUUUCUUUUCUCUUCUUUUCCCCUUACUCUCUCUCUCUCUCUUUUUGAAUUUGAUUUGCGAAAUUCAAUUCAAAUUCAAUUUAAUUUCCCCCAUUUACUCCUUCGCUUUUCUACCUGCAACUGAAAAUAAUAAUUAGGGUUCGUUUCGUGCUUACCCUGAACUUGGUUUCGGUGUUUGAAGUUGGAGGCAUUUUUAGAUCCCUGAUCUGAAAAUGAGUGCUUCCAGGUUCAUAAAGUGCGUCACCGUCGGUGACGGUGCUGUCGGCAAGACCUGCUUGUUGAUUUCCUACACCAGCAACACUUUCCCCACGGACUACGUGCCCACCGUAUUUGACAAUUUCAGUGCUAAUGUUGUUGUGGAUGGAAGCACCGUAAAUCUGGGGUUAUGGGAUACUGCUGGUCAGGAGGAUUAUAAUAGACUAAGACCCUUGAGCUAUCGAGGAGCUGAUGUCUUUAUACUUGCCUUUUCUCUCAUAAGCAAGGCUAGCUAUGAAAAUAUUGCAAAGAAGUGGAUCCCUGAGCUAAGGCAUUAUGCCCCUGGUGUUCCAAUUAUUCUAGUUGGAACAAAGUUAGAUCUUCGGGAUGAUAAGCAAUUUCUUAUGGACCACCCUGGUGCAGUACCGAUUAUUACGGCACAGGGAGAAGAUUUAAAAAAGCUGAUUGGUGCUCCUGCCUAUAUUGAGUGUAGUUCAAAAACGCAGCAGAAUGUGAAAGCUGUUUUUGAUGCUGCCAUCAAAGUGGUUCUUCAACCACCAAAGCAAAAGAGAAAGAAGAGAAAGGCCCAGAAGGCUUGCUCAAUAUUGUGAUUAAGAAUCGGAAAUUAAUAGGAGGUGUGUUCUUGUAUCUGUCCAUCUCGAUCUCCUGCAGUUAAAUGCUUCCCUAACCUUUUAAAAUUGCUUGAUUUGUACAUAAAAAAAAAACUCCUACUUGAUUUUAUUUGUAUUAAAUCAAAGAUGAAAGAUGCUUGUAAAAAUUUACUUGCCGUAGAUGGAAAACUGCAUCCUGUGCAGUUCAGUCAGCGGCAGGAGAUCCAGAUCCAAACCAAGUGUCUCUUUGGCAAGGUUUGGUUGCGGGAUGGAGACACUGAGACGGAGGUAUGCAUAUUAUGUUUGACUAGUCUCUUGCUAGAGAGACAGAAGACAUAAAUUUAAAGGAUAUCAGUGUACUUUCUAAAAAAAAAGACACUAAUGUGUCAGCUCUAGAGACACAAAAGGUAAAUUUAUAUAUAAAAAAAAAAAAACACUAGUGUCUCUAUUUUUAUUGUC
Molecule: messenger RNA, 1313 nt
Organism: Abrus precatorius (Indian licorice)
Lineage: Eukaryota; Viridiplantae; Streptophyta; Magnoliopsida; Fabales; Fabaceae
Product: rac-like GTP-binding protein RAC1
Exons: 8
Coding region: 261-854 (197 amino acids)
Biological process (GO): actin filament organization; small GTPase-mediated signal transduction; regulation of actin cytoskeleton organization
Cellular component (GO): cytoplasmic vesicle; cytoskeleton; nucleus
Molecular function (GO): GTP binding; protein kinase binding; GTPase activity
Source: RefSeq, a predicted model, not a curated record